CCCGACACCUUAAAUUUAAUUUUGAUUUGAUAUCCUCCAGCGAACCUCAUCUCUCUCCCGGAGAAAAAACCCUAGAGAAGCUCCGAGAUAGCUCUACGCCAUGGGGGACUUGAACGAUCCAUUCAUGCGUAACCAAAACGCCGCCGUUCAGGCCCGCACUAAGGCUCAGAACCGAUCUAAUGUUCUUCAGCUCAAACUGAUGGGUCAGAGCCACCCAACUGGCUUAACACCCACACUCUUGAAACUCUUUGAGCCACGACCGCCAUUGGAGUUCCAGCCACCACCGGAGAAAAGAAAAUGCCCUCCUUAUACAGGCAUGGCUCAAUUUGUGAGUCGCUUUGCUGAACCUGGAGAACCAGAGUAUGCUCCACCUAAGCCGGAAGUUGAAACACCUGCACAAAAAAGGGAGAGAAUUCAUAAAUCCAGACUGGAGAAAGGAGUUGAAAAGGCUGCAGAGGAGCUCAAGAAAUAUGAUCCAAAUAAUGAUCCGAAUGCUUCUGGAGAUCCUUACAAGACAUUGUUCGUUGCAAGACUUAACUACGAGACCUCUGAGAGUAAGAUUAAAAGGGAGUUUGAAGCUUAUGGACCAAUUAAGCAGGUUCAGUUGGUGACCGAUCAGCAAACAAAUAAACCCAAAGGUUAUGCCUUCAUCGAGUACUUGCAUACACGUGAUAUGAAAGCUGCAUAUAAGCAAGGUGAUGGAAGGAAGAUUGAUGGAAGAAGAGUUUUGGUUGAUGUUGAGAGAGGUAGAACAGUCCCGAACUGGCGUCCCCGCAGACUUGGUGGUGGACUUGGUACAUCUAGAGUUUCUGGUAAGAAGAUUGCUGACGAGGAGGAACAACAACAACAACAAUUGCAAGGAAGAAUGUCUCACUCCGAGGAGCCCAGAGCCCGUGAAGAUCGUGAGAAAUCUCGUGACAGGGGAAAGGACAGGGAACGCGAGCAGUCUCAUGAGCGUCCCCGCGAACGGUCUCAUGAGAGGUCCCGUGAGCGGUCUCGUGAGCGGUCUCGUGAGCGUUCCCGUGAUAAACCAAGAGAGAGUCAUAGAGAGGACAAGCACCACAGAGACAGGGAACGAGAAAGAGAGAGCAGGCGUGACCAAGGAGAUAGAGACCGCCGAGGGGAGCGUACUCGAGAUCACGACCGGGAAAGGAGUCGGAAAAGAGAUCGUGAUUACGAGAGCGUUGAGUAUGAAGAAGAUGGGGGAGGAUCCCGCGACAGAGAGGCGGAGUAUGAGCGGGGUGGGUCAAAACAGAGACGAGGUGAUGAGUCAGAAGAAGGUCAUGGGUACUACGAAGGGCGUAAGCGUUCAAGCCAUUACGAGCAGUACGAACGUGAGGAGGAGCAAGGUGGCGACGUUGACCGUUAUAAUCAGUACGGUGACAGAUAUGAACGAGUGGAGGAAGAUGAAUACCGUUAUGAUGACCGCGGGUACAAGCGGUCAGAGCGAUCCAAGUCGCGUGAGUAUUUGCUUUGAUCAUCAUCAGCUCAAGUUAUAUAAUUUCCUUCCGUCGAGAUAACAGUAAAAGUCUCUCAAUAUCGUGUUGUGUCUUGAAAACUAGUACUACUUGUUUUGUUUUCCUUCUGACAAUUUAUUUACUUUUGACCACUAAAAGAUGAUAACAAACAGGAAAAACCAAAAUGCCCAUACAAAUUUUCAUA
Molecule: messenger RNA, 1662 nt
Organism: Camelina sativa (false flax)
Lineage: Eukaryota; Viridiplantae; Streptophyta; Magnoliopsida; Brassicales; Brassicaceae
Source: RefSeq, a predicted model, not a curated record